Messenger RNA from Gadus chalcogrammus (walleye pollock), 3093 nucleotides. It is a transcript of the gene cdk11b, whose product is annotated as cyclin dependent kinase 11B. NCBI's taxonomy places the organism in Eukaryota, Metazoa, Chordata, Actinopteri, Gadiformes, Gadidae. Gene Ontology annotation, molecular function: cyclin-dependent protein serine/threonine kinase activity; ATP binding. The record is from RefSeq and is a predicted model, not a curated record. The coding region runs from base 113 to 2611 and encodes 832 amino acids. Gene Ontology annotation, biological process: regulation of mitotic cell cycle; protein phosphorylation. The transcript is spliced from 21 exons. Gene Ontology annotation, cellular component: nucleus.
CAGAGUUCAGUCUUCCGGUGUUCAUUAUACCGCGGAGCUUAUUACAGUGAAAGUGCGAAGUUUCUGCUAUGGAUAACAAACAAGGCACCAAGGUGGUGGUCUGUGGUUGCUGAUGGGGGACACAAAGGACACCUGGAAAGUGAAGACACUUGAGGAAAUUCUACAGGAGAAAAAACGCAGAAGAGAGCUAGAGGAAAAGACGGAGCCCAAGCGCCAGAAAAAUUUUGCUCCAUGUCCUGUUCCACAGGUGGAUGAUCGGGAAGCUAAACGGGACACUCCGGAAGAAGGGGAAUUACGUGAUCAAAGGAUGGAAAUAACAAUUCAAAACUCGCCGUACACACGGGAAGGCUCGACAGAGGACAGGGGAGAGGAAGAUGAUUCACUCGCAAUCAAGCCCCCACAGCAGAUGGCCAGGAAGGACAAGUCGCACCACAGAAAGGAGGACAAGAGGAAAGACAAGAGACGUCACCGUAGCCACUCGGAUGAAGGAGACGCAAAGCACCCCAGGCCCAAAGACAAGGACAAAGACCGAGAGAGCGAGCGCAGGAAGCGGCUGUGGGAGGAGGACAAGGCCAGACGGGACUGGGAGCGGCAGAAGCGUCGGGAGCAAGCGAGGGCCCACUCGCGCAGAGAGAGAGCUGACGGGGGUUGGGAGGGUGUCUGCCGAACGCCUGACUGGAUGACUAUAUCUCCUCUGGACCACAGGGACCGCCUGGAGCAACUGGAGCGCCAGCGCGAGCGCGACCGUAAGAUCCGCGAGCAGCAACAGAAGGAGCAGCGGGACUUAAAAGAGAGAGAGAGGCGGGCGGAGGAGCGCCGCAAGGAGCGCGAGAUGCGCCGCGAAGGGCCGUCCCAGCACAGGGCCCUCCCGGAGGAGUACGAGGACAAAGCCAAGCAGAGCCACCGCAGCCGCAGCCCCAGCCGGGCCACACGGGAGCGCCCCGACCUCAGUGAGGCCCGCAAGCCCGGUGUGUCCAAGGAGGAGAAGCCAGAGGACAAAGACCCCUUGGCUGACCUGCAGGACAUCAGCGGCAGCGAGAGGAAGACCAGCACGGCAGAGUCCUCUGCCGGGUCGGGGUCCGGUUCUGAGGACGAGGACGGAGAGGAAGACGAGGGGUCUAGCAGCCAGAGUGACGAGGAGGAGGAUGAUGAUGAGGAGGAGGACAAUGGAGAGGCAGAGUCCGCCUCUGCCUCAGGAAGGUCUGAAGCGCCAAGUGCAGAAGAUGUCAGUGAAGACGAUCGGUCAGAGGAGGAGUUUGAGGAAGAGCGGGAAAACGGGACCCACAUUCCUGCAGUGCCCGAGUCCCGCUUCGACCACGACACCACGGAGGAGAGCGGCGAGGACAUGGACGAGGUGGAGGACGGAGAGGCCGUGGAGGGGGACGAGCCCACCCCAGGCUCGCACGCCCAGACCCGCUCGCCCACCCCGGAGGAGAACUACAUCCCCGACUCCCCGCCCAUCUCGCCCGUGGAGCAGAAGAAGGAGCUGCCCAAGUACCUGCCCGCGCUACAGGGCUGUCGAAGUGUUGAGGAGUUCCAGUGUCUGAACCGGAUCGAAGAGGGCACCUAUGGUGUCGUGUACAGAGCCAAAGACAAGAAGACAGAUGAAAUCGUGGCAUUGAAAAGGCUGAAGAUGGAGAAGGAGAAGGAGGGCUUCCCCAUCACCUCGCUGAGAGAAAUCAACACCAUCCUGAAGGCUCAGCACCCAAACAUCGUCACCGUCAGGGAAAUUGUGGUUGGAAGCAACAUGGACAAGAUCUACAUUGUGAUGAACUACGUGGAACAUGACCUGAAGAGUCUGAUGGAGACCAUGAAGCAGCCCUUCCUACCAGGUGAGGUGAAGACCCUGAUGAUUCAGCUGCUGAGAGGGGUCCGACAUCUCCACGACAACUGGAUCCUCCACCGCGACCUGAAGACGUCCAACCUGCUGCUCAGCCACAAGGGCAUCCUCAAGAUUGGGGACUUUGGCUUGGCGCGGGAGUACGGAUCUCCGCUGAAGCCCUACACCCCCGUGGUGGUGACCCUGUGGUACCGCUCCCCAGAGCUGCUGCUGGGGGCCAAGGAGUACUCCACCGCGGUGGACAUGUGGUCCGUGGGCUGCAUCUUCGGCGAGCUCCUUACCCAGAAGCCUCUCUUCCCGGGGAAAUCCGAAAUCGACCAAAUCAACAAGAUUUUCAAGGACCUUGGCUCGCCCAGUGAGAAGAUCUGGCCCGGCUACGGCGAGCUCCCGGCUGUGAAGAAGAUGACCUUCACCGAGUACCCGUACAACAACCUCCGCAAGCGCUUCGGAGCCCUGCUCUCGGACCAGGGCUUUGACCUCAUGAACAAGUUCCUCACCUACUGCCCCAGCAAGAGGGUCCUGUCGGACGAGGGGCUGAAGCACGAGUACUUCAAUGAGUCGCCGCUGCCCAUCGAGCCCUCCAUGUUCCCCACCUGGCCGGCCAAGAGCGAGCAGCAGCGCGUCAAGAGGGGCAGCAGCCCCCGGCCCCCUGAGGGGGGGCUGGGCUACAGCCAGCUGGGGGACGAUGACCUGAAGGACACGGGCUUCCACCUGACCACCAGUAACCAGGGGGCCUCGGCGGUCGGGCCGGGCUUCAGCCUCAAGUUCUGAGCCCAGGGACAACGCCGCGGAGAGCCUCGGGGGCAAAGCAUCAUGGGAUCUAUCGGCGUCUCGGUCUGGAAAAGCGCGGUGGCGGUCGUUUGGCACACCUCGUAGUGUUCAUAAAUGUCCCCGGCUGUCCCUCCUCAUUGCUUGGAUAGCUCCGAGAUGAGCCCUACUUAUUUUUUUAAUUAACCGUAGGCUGUUGUCUAAACUUUUCAGAAAGUUGAGAGAUCUUAUUUUUCCUGCUGUUGUAGAUGAGGGUCCGAACUCUUUUCGUCUCCUGUAGUUUGAGUUAACUUUAAUGUACUUUUUUUUUUCUUUUUUUUUUUAUCCCGUACGUGAGGACCAGAUUUUAAAAGGUUGGAAUUUCCUGACUGCUGGAGCUACUGUAUAAUGAUGUAUCAUCAAGAACGUUUUUCCACCCAACAUAAUUGUACCGAUAUUUACUUUAUGGCUGUCGGCCAUCGAGACAGUAAGACUGGACAGGGCUG